AACAAGUUUAAAGAAGAAGAAGAAGAAGAUUGCCGAGGUUAACUUUCGCGCGUGCACAACAGAACAACUACCUAGGGACAAAGAAGUUGACAGCUGGUUAUAACUCUAAUUGUCAGUAAGUGGGGAGACUGUGGAGGAACCUUUUGUGAAACGCUCUUGUCAUCCUCCUCAGGCCAGAGCGAUGCCACUUUGCAGAAUGACACCAGUCUCCUGACACAGGGAGGGUACUCCUUUCCCAACCCGGACUCAAUCCUCUGCCUACCUCACCCCUGAUUACUUACCUCACUCCAAGUCAACACCCUAGAGCUUGCUUCCUAUCCCUAACCUCUUCCCUCUAAUUACUACUUCAGCGUUCUUCUCUAUGUAAACCUGGUGCUCUCAAACCACUUUGUCCCUCACCCUACUCCAAUUAAAUUCAAUACACCUUUCUCAACCCCUGUGGGGCAAUUAAAAAGGCAUUGCCAGUGCCUACUCCCAGUCGUCAGUAGGGUGAUCGAAGCCUUUCCUCGUAUUGCCUCACACCCCCUUCUGUGUACUGGAACGCAAAGAUGCGCCAGAACUUUGAGUGGCAGAUUUUUGAGUGACGUCCCCACUCUGUGAUGUCAGAGACUGGAGGAGAGGGGUGGGGCCAGAGUGGGAAUCCCACGUUUGUGUUUGGCUAUGAAGAUCGUCAAGGCCCAGAGGAAGGCGGCAUGAAGAAUGAGGGUGAGAUGCGAAAAGGAGAGGAGGAAGGGCAGGAAAAAGAGGAGGACAAUGAGGAUUAUGACUCGCCUCCAGAGAGGCAGAUUGUGGUGGGCGUCUGCUCCAUGAUGAAGAAGUCAAAGUCCAAGCCAAUGACCCAGAUCAUGGAAAGGCUGUGUAAGUUUGAGUACAUCACUGUGGUCAUCUUCCCCGAGGAGGUCAUCCUCAACGAGCCAGUGGACAAAUGGCCCCUGUGCGACUGCCUCAUCUCCUUCCACUCCAAAGGUACAAACGAACGUUUCCCAUUGGACAAAGCGGUAGAGUACGCCAACCUCAGAAACCCACUUCUCAUCAAUGACCUGAACAUGCAGUACUACAUACAAGACAGGAGGGAGGUGUAUCGUAUCUUGCAGGAGGAGGGCAUUGACCUUCCUCGUUACGCUGUGUUAACCCGAGACCCAGACAGACCCGAAGAAUGUAACCUCGUGGAGGGGGAGGAUCAUGUGGAGGUGAACGGGGAGGUGUUCCCUAAGCCCUUUGUGGAGAAGCCUGUGUGUGCAGAGGACCACAAUGUCUACAUCUACUACCCCACAUCAGCUGGAGGGGGUAGCCAGAGACUCUUCCGAAAGAUAGGGAGCCGCAGCAGUGUGUACUCUCCAGAGAGCUGUGUGAGGAAGACUGGCUCCUAUAUAUACGAGGAGUUCAUGCCAACGGACGGCACUGAUGUCAAGGUGUACACAGUGGGACCUGACUAUGCUCAUGCUGAGGCAAGGAAGUCCCCAGCCCUGGACGGUAAGGUGGAGAGGGACAGCGAGGGGAAGGAGAUCCGCUACCCUGUCAUGCUCACCGCCAUGGAGAAACUGGUGGCCCGCAAGGUCUGCCUGGCCUUCAAGCAAACGGUGUGUGGCUUCGACCUCUUGAGAGCGAAUGGCCACUCCUUCGUCUGUGACGUCAAUGGCUUCAGCUUUGUGAAGAACUCCAUGAAGUACUAUGACGACUGUGCCAAGGUCUUGGGGAACAUGGUGAUGCGAGAGCUGGCCCCUCAGUUCCACAUCCCCUGGUCCAUCCCCAUGGAGGCUGAGGACAUACCUAUAGUCCCCACCACCUCAGGAACCAUGAUGGAGCUGCGCUGUGUAAUCGCCAUCAUCCGCCACGGAGACCGCACCCCCAAACAGAAGAUGAAGAUGGAAGUCAGACACCCUCUAUUCUUUGAGCUGUUUGAGAAGUACGGAGGCUACAAGUCAGGGAAACUGAAGUUGAAGAAGCCCAAACAGCUACAGGAGGUGCUGGACAUUGCCCGGCUCCUACUGGCUGAGUUGGGCCAGCACACGGACUGUGAGAUCGAGGAGAAGAAGGGUAAACUGGAGCAGCUCAAGACUGUCCUGGAGAUGUACGGGCAUUUCUCAGGCAUCAACAGGAAAGUGCAGCUCACCUACCUGCCCAAUGGGCAGCCCAAAGCCUCCAGUGAGGAAGAAGAGGGUCCGAAGGAGGGUCCGUCUCUGCUGCUGGUGUUGAAGUGGGGAGGGGAGCUGACCCCGGCAGGCAGGGUACAGGCUGAGGAGCUGGGGAGGGCCUUCCGCUGCAUGUACCCUGGAGGACAAGGGGACUACGCUGGUUUCCCUGGCUGUGGUCUGCUCCGUUUACACAGCACCUACCGCCACGACCUCAAGAUCUACGCUUCAGACGAAGGCCGUGUUCAGAUGACCGCUGCCGCUUUCGCCAAGGGUCUGCUGGCUCUGGAGGGGGAGCUGACCCCUAUCCUGGUGCAGAUGGUGAAAAGUGCCAACAUGAACGGCAUGCUGGACAGCGACAGUGAGUCUCUGACCGACUGCCAGCAGAGGGUGAAGGCACGCCUCCAUGAGAUCAUGCAGAAAGACCAGGACUUCACUGAGGCAGACUACGAAAAGCUGGCCCCUACAGGCAGCCCCUCUCUGGUCAACUCCAUGAAGAUCAUAGGGAACCCAGUGAGGACGUGUGACCAGGUCUACACCCUCAUCCAGAGCCUCACCUCCCAGAUCCGCAAAAGGCUGGAGGACCCCAAAUCUGCAGACCUGCAGCUGUACCACAGUGAGACCCUGGAGCUGAUGCUGCAGCGCUGGUCCAAGCUGGAAAGGGACUUCCGGAAUAAGAGCGGCCGCUACGACAUCAGUAAGAUCCCAGACAUCUACGACUGUGUGAAGUAUGACACACAGCACAACGCCACACUGGGCCUGGAGGACACAUUGGAGCUGUUCAGGCUGUCCCGUGCCCUGGCCGACAUCGUCAUACCUCAGGAGUAUGGCAUCAAUAAGCCAGAAAAGAUGGACAUUGCCCAGGCCUACUGCCUUCCCUUGAUGAAGAAGAUCCAGCUAGACCUGCAGAGGACCCACGAGGACGAGGCCGUCAACAAGCUGCACCCACUGUACUCGCGGGGGGUCAUGUCUCCGGGGCGUCACGUCCGGACCCGCCUCUAUUUCACCAGCGAGAGCCACGUCCACUCGCUGCUCAGCAUCUUCCGCUACGGGGGACUACUGGAUGAGGUUAAGGACCAGCAGUGGAAACAGGCCAUGGAUUACCUCAGUGCUGUCUCUGAACUCAACUACAUGACUCAGAUAGUCAUCAUGCUGUAUGAGGAUAACAACAAGGACCCCGGCUCAGAGGAGCGUUUCCACGUGGAGCUCCACUUCAGUCCCGGGGUGAAGAGCUGUGAGGACGAGGAGAACAUCCCUCUGGGCUUUGGCUUCCGCCCAGCCUCCGCUGAGAACCAGGAGAAGCAGACCAACCAAGGCAGUCUGGAGGACCUAUCACAGGACGAGCCUGACCGGGCCCUGCCUCUCUCUGAGUUAAUCAGCAUCAGAAGAUCACCCAUGAUCCGCAACCGCAAGACUAGCUCCAUGGAGGUCCUCUCCGAGACCUCGCCCACCUCCCCCGGCUACUCCUCCAAGGGCGCCUCCUACCGCCUCUUCCCCUCCUGCUCGCGCCAGUCCCCUGAGAUCAAACAGACUGGCCUAGGGUCCCUGUGCUCGGGCCUCUUCAGUGCCUCUGUCCUGGGGGUGUCCUCUAGCGCCCCCAACCUGCGGGACUACGUCCGCACCCACCACCGCAGACCCCCCCUGUCCCCCGGUUUGCCUUUUCGAGAUGAGCUGUUCUCUAUGCCGGCAGUAAAGAGAUUUUCUGUGUCGUUUGCCAGGCAUCCGACUAAUGGCUUUGAAGGCUGCUCCAUGGUGCCCUCUAUCUACCCACUGGAGACACUGCACAACUCGCUGUCCCUCAAGCAGGUGGACGAGUUCCUCAAUGCUGUGUGUGAGGACAGCAGCGACGCCCAUGCUAAGACCAUGAAAGCUCUCUCUGUCUUGUUCGACACUUCAAGCCAGGGGUAUGGCCAGGCACACACCUACCCCCCACCAAAGGCCCUCUCCUCCUCAGAAACUCCUGUUCGGCCCCCCACCCGCCCACUAUGCUUAAGCAGUGGCCCCCCCAGCACAGUGUCCAGUGCAGGACCCUCCUCCCCCACCUCAAUGAACUCAUCGACCCCAGCCAUACACUUCAGCUUCAGUGAGUAGACCGUAACCCCCUCACCGGAUCCCACAGAGGAACCGCAGGACAUCACAACACCUGGACCUUCAGAGGCAGUCAUCCACUCAUUAUUAAUCCAUCCAUCCACACUGUGCCCGUCAACCUAUGUGAGUGCCUUCAAACUCUAGUCAGUAAUCACAGUCACAUACAGUGCUGGACCGUCCGUCCUAUUUUGUGGACAAAAGCGUACCAAAACCCUCAGGGGGAUGUCUGUCCAACCAACACUGCCCCAUUUGAGCGACAGCCAGGGGAGGAGCCUAUGCCCAGUGUCCUCAGCAGGAUAUAGACUGGCCUGAGGCUUGAUGCAUCCCUACUGCCCAUCUGUCUGUCCUGGAUUCUGACUGCCUGCUGAAGUGGCUGCUGGACAGAGACAAUGGGAGAAACUAGCUGUUUUCUUCCAUUCUUCAUCCAAAUCCUGUUCAAUAUGGAACCACACACACACACACACACACACACACACACAAAAUCUGGCUCUGCAGGAGUACCUCCUUUCUCAGAGAAGGCAGGCAGAUUCAGAAUAUUCUACAUCAAUCAUGGCAGGCAUAAUUAUUGGCAUACAGGUUAUAGUUGAGCCAGUUGAUCAAAUACGGACAGCUAUCUCAGUUUUGUUGUGUCCCUCUUUUUAUAUUCUGUUUUGGGAUGGCUGUACUUUACAUGAUUUGGGGGAAAGGGUACAAUACGUUACAACAGGAAUACUGUACACUGAGUAUACAAAACAUUAAGAACACCUGCUCUUUCUAUGACACUGACCAGGUGAAUCCAGGUGAAAG
Messenger RNA from Coregonus clupeaformis (lake whitefish), 5006 nucleotides. RefSeq names its product inositol hexakisphosphate and diphosphoinositol-pentakisphosphate kinase 1. The transcript has 30 exons. Gene Ontology annotation, cellular component: cytosol. Gene Ontology annotation, biological process: inositol phosphate biosynthetic process; inositol metabolic process. NCBI's taxonomy places the organism in Eukaryota, Metazoa, Chordata, Actinopteri, Salmoniformes, Salmonidae. Gene Ontology annotation, molecular function: 5-diphosphoinositol pentakisphosphate 1-kinase activity; inositol hexakisphosphate kinase activity; diphosphoinositol pentakisphosphate kinase activity. The record is from RefSeq and is a predicted model, not a curated record. Bases 600 to 4223 code for a protein of 1207 amino acids.